GCCCAUGAAAGAAGCAAAGGUGUCCGUCAGUUGAACGCCGCCAUUUUCGUGGUGUGUAAACGUUCUGUUGAUUUCAGAAAGAAACAGUUGUGUGACGUUGUGCGCACAACCAUUCCGAGGUAUUAUACGUCCUCGGCAAGUUCUACAGCAUGAAUCAAUCACGGAAUUUUACAUCGUUAUUGAAUCCAAGUUAUCUGCAAAACGCGCAACAAAAUGCUGCUACUGCAAACGCGGCUGCCGCUGCAGCUGCAGCAGCUGCCGCGGUGAGUGCCGCGAUUGCAAAUGGAACGCAGCUUAACUCCAAUUCCAAUCCUACAACAAAUAACACGAGGAAACGCGAAGCGGAAAGCGAUGGUAAACAGGAAAAAGAGACGAAAGAGGAACGUAGGAAGAGGAGGAAAACUAGAUGGAGCGGUAGUGAACAUGACAAAACUUUUAUACCAGGCAUGCCUACGGUUCUACCAACAAACCUGACUCCUGAACAGGAGAAGGCUUACCUCUUUCAGCUGCAGAUUGAGGAAAUCAGCAGGAAGCUACGCACUGGAGAUCUUGGAAUUCCACUUAACCCUGAGGAAAGAUCUCCAUCGCCAGAACCCAUAUACAGUAGUGAUGGUAAACGGUUGAAUACAAGAGAAUACCGUACUAGACGUAAAUUGGAAGAAGAACGUCAUAAUCUCAUUCAGAAGAUUCUCAAAAUUAAUCCAGAGUUUAAACCUCCACCAGAUUAUAAGCCGCCAAUAAUACGUGUUCAUGAUAAAGUAAUGAUCCCCCAAGAAGAACAUCCAGAUAUUAACUUUGUUGGUCUCUUGAUUGGUCCACGUGGAAAUACGUUAAAAUCAAUGGAGAAGGAAACUGGAGCAAAGAUAAUAAUCCGCGGCAAAGGUUCUGUAAAAGAAGGAAAAGUUGGAAGGAAAGAUGGACAACCUUUGCCUGGUGAAGAUGAACCUUUACAUGCAUACAUUACUGCUAACAAUCUGGAUGCUGUAAAAAAAGCUGUUGAAAGAAUUCACGAAAUAAUACGACAAGGUGUUGAAGUACCUGAAGGACAAAAUGACUUACGACGUAAUCAACUUAGAGAAUUGGCUUUAUUGAAUGGAACAUUGCGUGAAAAUGAUGGACCACGUUGUACUAACUGUGGUGCGUCUGAUCACAAAUCAUGGCUGUGUCCAGAUAAACCUAACGUAACAAAUAACAUAGUAUGCUCGAGCUGUGGUGGUGCAGGUCACAUUGCACGUGAUUGUAGAUCUAAAAGACCGGGGCAAGGUGGACCAGCUGCAGCAGGCAUGGGUGGAAUGGGUCCAGGUGGAGAUAAAGCUAAAAUAGAUGAAGAAUAUAUGUCUCUUAUGGCAGAAUUGGGUGAAGGUCCGCCGCCUGAUCGAUCCAAAAGUGGGCAACCACGUCAACCAAAUCCAAAUCCUAACUAUCCUGGUCUUUUCGAUAGGCAACAAGCACCUCGUGCUUUAAUGGCUGCACCAGCACAUCCGCCACCGCAAAUGAUGCAAGGCGGUCCAAUGAUGCCGCCACCAGGAAUGGCACCACCACCUUGGAGUCAAGGAGAAGUAAAUAACAUGAAUGGUAUGAACAUGCAAUGGCAACCCCCAGUUAGUAUGCCUCCUCCACCUGGUGUAAUGCAACCACCUCCACCACCGCCUGGUUCUACAUCUCAACCAAAUAUUCCACCACUGAUGCCUUGGAUGGCUGGAAACAAUCAACCACCGCCACCAGGACAAAUGCCACCGACGCAAAUUCCGCCACCUGGAAUGGGUAUACCACCAUGGCAACAAGGACAACAAGGACCAAUGCGUCCACCUCCACCUGGAACUGCUCCACCACCAGGUUUCCCAGGAUGGCAACCACAACAAAUGGGUGGGUGGCCACCAGCAGCUCCUGUUCCUCCUCCACCACAACAAACACCAGCUCCGCCUGGCAUUGAUCUCAAUACUUUACCAACGUUAUUGGCACAACCACCUCCACCACCCCCACCAACUAGUUAGUGUAAAGAAUCAUCAAAUCGUCUAAUCAAAUCUUCUUUAUUCGUACAAUAGAGGGAUAUUAUCGGUCGUGUCAGUAAAUAGAUUAUAAUAUUGGACUGAAGACAAUUAACUAUUACUUAGUUGGAAUAA
Eufriesea mexicana is the source of this 2123-nucleotide messenger RNA. RefSeq names its product splicing factor 1. The record is from RefSeq and is a predicted model, not a curated record. Gene Ontology annotation, molecular function: zinc ion binding; mRNA binding. The transcript has 10 exons. Bases 150 to 1994 code for a protein of 614 amino acids. Gene Ontology annotation, cellular component: nucleus. Lineage: Eukaryota; Metazoa; Arthropoda; Insecta; Hymenoptera; Apidae. Gene Ontology annotation, biological process: regulation of mRNA splicing, via spliceosome.